Pestalotiopsis fici W106-1 is the source of this 1614-nucleotide messenger RNA. RefSeq lists its product as uncharacterized. NCBI's taxonomy places the organism in Eukaryota, Fungi, Ascomycota, Sordariomycetes, Amphisphaeriales, Sporocadaceae. The record is from RefSeq and is a predicted model, not a curated record. The transcript has 4 exons. Gene Ontology annotation, molecular function: FAD binding. The coding region runs from base 1 to 1614 and encodes 537 amino acids.
AUGUUUGUCGUGAGACUCUUUACCUCACUUCUCUUUGCUUAUAUAUCCUGUGCUUUUUCGACUCAGGAUGUCCUCUCCAUAGCUCGGAACGAUCAGUCAUCAACUGCAGCAGAAAACUGUGAAAAGGCCUGCCAAGAGCUGAGCAGCAACUUUGGUCCCGCCCUUCACUUUGGUGACAAUGACCCAACAUUUGUCAUCUGGGACAAGAAACAACAGGAUGCCCAGCCCGCCUGCCGGGUGACGCCCGUGACGGCAGCAGAAGUGGCACAAGCCCUGACCAUUGUCUCCUCGCACUGGUGUCGCUUUGCCGUCAAGGGAGGAGGCCACUCUACCAAUGUCGAUGCCUCUAACUCUGUCGGCGGCGUCACCAUUGACCUGGGCGACAUGGACCAUAUUGAUUUGGCACCAGAUGGUCGUUCUUGGGCGGAUCUGGGGCCGGGACUGGUUCUCUCUGAUGCAUAUACUUACUUGGAACAAUACAACCUCACGAACAUUGGAGGCCGGGUGGCUGAUGUCGGCCUGCCAGGCUACCUCAUAGGCGGGGGAAUCUCAAAUCUGUCACCUCAAUAUGGUCUGGCCGUGGAUAACAUUUAUGAAUAUGAGGUAUACACCACCCCCAACAUUAAUCUCAACGCCACUGCUUUUUUCUUUCUACCACCAACCCCCUUCCCUUUAAUACGGAUGAUCGUUGACAUAUUCCAGCUCGUACUACCCAACGCCACCAUUAUCAACGUGACCCAGAGCAGCCAGCCAGACCUGUACUUUGCGCUGCGCGGCGGUGGCAACAACUUUGGCAUCAUCACCAAUUUUCGCGUGCGGCUGAUACCGCAGGGCCCAAUGCUCAGCGGCACCAAGGUAUAUCACGCCAACUACACGCGGCAGAUUGUCGACCAGACCUACCAGCUGACCACGACGCUCUCCAACGACACCUUGAUGUGCUUCUCGAGUCGCUAUGCUUAUAACCAGACGCUGGACGAGUUCUCGGUUUCCAUGACCCAAGCGUAUGCCCAGCCGAUUCUUGAGCCCCCGGUAUUUGCCACCUUGAACGAGGUCCCGUACGAGUCGAGCACCGUACGCGUGGACUGGAUGAGCAACUUUGCUCUGGAAUCUGUCCAACCACCUGGUACUCGCCAACUCUUCGGCACGGUGACGUUUGAUCCCUCUGGCGACUUGCAUCAGCAGAUACUAGACGUUUUUGAGGAUGAAGUGAGCCAGGUAAAAGACAUUCCUGGAUUUACCUCAUCUGUUGUUGUGUCGGCUCUACACAUAAAUGCCAUCAAGGCAAUGGAGGCAAGGGGAGGCAACGCCCUCGGUGUCGAGUCUGAUGGGCCAUUGGACAUCGCUCUCUUAACAGUUGGGUGGUCCAAUGCUACAGAUGAUGCUGCCAUGAACGCCUUUGCCGACACGUGGAUUACACGCAGCAUGCAGGCGGCAUCAGAUGUGGAUAGACUACAUCCAUGGCUCUAUAUCAACUACGCCAAGGAUACACAAGAUCCCUUUUCAGGAUACGGAAAAGUAAACAAGGCAAGGUUAAUCAGUAUUCAAGAAGCCAUCGAUCCAAAAGGUAUCUUUACUUCGACCGGACUCUGCCGGGGAUCGUUCAAACUACGAUAA